AUGGCAGAUACCAAUGAAACAUUUUGGCAUGACUUUAUCUUAUUGGGAUUUCCAAGGGAACAGAUAUUAUACUCACUCUUAAUUGCUCUAAUCUACACAAUGACUGUUCUAGGAAACCUCACGGUCUUUAGCAUCAUUCAAGCGGACAGCCGCCUCCAGUCACCGAUGUAUUUUUUCCUGGCUUGUCUAUCUUUUUUAGAUGUCUGUUACUCUUCCGUUACUCUUCCAGCCAUGCUGGCCAAUGCCAUAACAGGCAACAGGAAGAUAUCCUUCCAGAGAUGUCUUACACAACUCUAUUUCUUUGUCUGCUUUGGUGGAACGGAAUGCCUUCUUCUGGCUGUCAUGGCUUAUGACCGAUAUGUGGCGAUAUGUAACCCGCUCCACUAUACCACCACAAUGAAGCCGGAGAUCUGUUUAUACCUUGUGGCAGGGUGCUGGCUUUGUGGAUUGGUAAAUGCGACCUUUCACACCUUGAUGACUUGGAAGCGUACUUUUUGUGGCACUCGACAUAUCAGCCACUACUUCUGUGAUGUUCUUCCAUUGCUACAAGCGGCUUGCAGUGAUAUACAUGACAGUCAGGUGGUCUUACAUGUUGUUACCUUUUUUCUUGGGAUGGUUCCAUUCAUGCUCAUAGCAAAUUCAUACAUCCGUAUUAUUUGCACCAUAUUGAAAAUCCACUCCACCGCAGGAAGGCAAAAGGUCUUCUCCACCUGUUCAUCCCACCUCAUUGUUGUAACAGUUUUUUACGUAACUGGCAUCUUCAACUACAAUGGUCCACAUUCUGGAGAUUUCCUUAUCAUUGUUCGAGUGUCGUCUCUUCUUUUUGGUGUUGUCCCCCCAUUGUUGAACCCGAUCAUUUACUGUCUGAGAAAUAAUGAGGUGAAGAGAGCCUUGAAGGAUGUGAUUAUUAAAUUAUAUAUUUUACUGAAAGGAUAA
Molecule: messenger RNA, 936 nt
Organism: Nanorana parkeri
Lineage: Eukaryota; Metazoa; Chordata; Amphibia; Anura; Dicroglossidae
Product: olfactory receptor 1361-like
Exons: 1
Coding region: 1-936 (311 amino acids)
Biological process (GO): G protein-coupled receptor signaling pathway
Cellular component (GO): membrane
Molecular function (GO): olfactory receptor activity; G protein-coupled receptor activity
Source: RefSeq, a predicted model, not a curated record